AUGACAUCUUUACACGCGCUUGUACAGUCAACAUCAGCCAACAUAGCUGCAACAUACACAAUCACAACACAAGACAAAAGAAAAACCCGACAUAACAAACAAUUCGCAGCACAAAGAACUAUUUUCAAUAAAACAAAACAAACGAUCUCAAAUACAACAGAAACAACCGCAUUGAAAAAAACAAAACAACACCACCAUAAACACAACAACACCACUACAAACACAAAAACACCAUCACAAACACCACCAUACACACAGAAACGCCACCACAAACACCACCUUACACACAGAAACGCCACCACAAACACCACCAUACACACAGAAACACCAUCACAAACACCACCAUACACACAGAAACACCAUCACAAACACCACCAUACACACAGAAAAACCACCACAAACACUACCAUACACACAGAAACACCAUCACAAACACCACCAUACACACAGAAACACAAUCACAAACACCACCAUACACACAGAAACGCCUCUACAAACACCACCAUACCCACAGAAAGGCGACCACAUACACUACCAUACACACAGAAACACCACCACAAACACCACCAUACCCACAGAAACGCCACCACAAACACUACCAUACACACAGAAACACCAUCACAAACACCACCAUACACACAGAAACACCAUCACAAACACCACCAUACACACAGAACAACACCACAAACACCACCAUACACACAUAAACGCCAUCACAAACACCACCAUACACACAGAAAGGCGGCCACAAACACUACCAUACACACAGAAACGCCACCACAAACACCACCAUGCACACAGAAACGCCGCCACAAACACCACCAUACACACAAAAACGCCAUCACAAACACCACUAUACACACAGAAAUGCCACCACAAACACCACCAAAGUAG
This is a messenger RNA of Mercenaria mercenaria, 894 nucleotides long. RefSeq names its product histidine-rich glycoprotein-like. The transcript is spliced from 2 exons. The coding region runs from base 1 to 894 and encodes 297 amino acids. The record is from RefSeq and is a predicted model, not a curated record. Lineage: Eukaryota; Metazoa; Mollusca; Bivalvia; Venerida; Veneridae.